Molecule: messenger RNA, 457 nt
Organism: Staurois parvus
Lineage: Eukaryota; Metazoa; Chordata; Amphibia; Anura; Ranidae
Source: the annotation of a GenBank genome assembly
CGGGCAUCGGGUCACCAGGCAUCAGGUCAUUUUUUGGCUCGACAACAGCGGGCACCGCGUCAUCUGGCAAGGCAGUGGCUCUCCGGUCAAUCAGGUAUGACCGUCUGGCUCGACAGCAGGACAUUGGGAUCACCAUGUAUGACAGCGGGCACUGGGUCACCAGGCAUCAGGUCAUUUGGCUUGACAGCGGGCACCCGCGUCAUCUGGCAAGGCAGUGGGCAAACCGGUCAACCAGGCAUUGAUCGUCUGGCUCACAGCGGAGCCAUCGGGUCACCAGGCAUCAGGUCAUUUGGCUCGCCCAGCGGGCACCGCGUCAUCUGGCAAGGCAGUGGCACCGAGUCCACCAGGUACGACAGCGGGCUCUGAGUCAAUUGGCACGACAGCGGGUUCAACCGGACCAGGUAAACCCGGAUCAUCUAGUCUACACAUUCAGCAGGGCAUCGAGGAUUCAACUGGC